Molecule: messenger RNA, 1969 nt
Organism: Labrus mixtus (cuckoo wrasse)
Lineage: Eukaryota; Metazoa; Chordata; Actinopteri; Labriformes; Labridae
Gene: egln1a
Product: egl-9 family hypoxia-inducible factor 1a
Exons: 5
Coding region: 347-1573 (408 amino acids)
Biological process (GO): cellular response to hypoxia; peptidyl-proline hydroxylation to 4-hydroxy-L-proline
Cellular component (GO): nucleus; cytoplasm
Molecular function (GO): ferrous iron binding; peptidyl-proline 4-dioxygenase activity; L-ascorbic acid binding
Source: RefSeq, a predicted model, not a curated record
ACGUCAGAGCAGGCAGGACCUCAGACAGGCUGAGUACAGAGCGAGCGGCGCCAUGCAGUACCGUCGGAGGAGCUAAGCAGCAGAAAUGCCGCCCGAAAGGCUCGGCCCGGGAGUCCGACCGUCGCGUUGUUUCACUGAUACAACAUGUAAAGAGGCAGGAAGGGCGGGAAGGAAGGGCGGGAAGGGUAGGAACAUGGCGGAGUGUUGAGUCGGUGUAGCGUGGCACAGGCGGUGGAUCGUUUCCAAAGUUGUCGGUUAGCAGGGCGCGUGUGAAGGAUCGGUCUUAAAGGCACAGUGCACCCCCCCUCCCGGAGGAGCCUUCCUCCCUCCCGGAGGAGCCUCCAACAUGGAGAGGGAGCAGAGCGACGCGGACCCUCCUCCCGGAGGAGCCCCCCCUCCCGGAGGAGCCUCCAACAUGGAGAGGGAGCAGAGCGACGCAGACCGGGAGCGGGACCGGGAGCGGGAGCGGCAGUUCUGUGAACUUUGUGGUAAAAUGGAAAACCUCCUGAAGUGCGGGAGGUGCCGGAGCUCCUUCUACUGCAGCAAGGAGCACCAGAAACAGCACUGGAAGAAACACAAGCUCCUGUGUAAGGAGGCGGACAAACCAGCAGCACCACCAGCAGCACCCGGGGACCACAAGGCACCACCCGGAGACCACAAGGCACCACCCGGAGACCACAAGGCACCACCCGGAGACCACAAGGCACCACCCGGAGACCACAAGGCACCACCCGGGGACCACAAGGCACCGGAGAAACCCCGCGAAAAGACCGGAGACAGCGCGGCUUCACCGACAGAACCCGGGGACAAACUGGGAGAGGACGGGUCUAACGACACCGCCACACCUAACGGACAGAGCAGCUCGUCCCCGCAGAAACUGGCCGUGGAUUACAUCGUCCCCUGCAUGAACAAACACGGGAUCUGCGUGGUGGACCACUUCCUCGGAGACGAGACCGGGAUGGGGAUCCUGGACAACGUCAAAGCCCUGCACAAGACCGGGAAGUUCACGGACGGACAGCUGGUGAGUCAGAAAAGUGACUCGACCAAAGACAUCCGGGGGGACAAAAUCACGUGGAUCGAGGGCCGGGAGUCCGGCUGCGAGAAGAUCCGGUUUCUGAUGAGCCGCAUGGACGACCUGAUCCGGUACUGCAACGGAAACCUGGGGGACUACACGAUCAACGGGAGGACAAAAGCGAUGGUGGCGUGUUACCCUGGAAACGGGACAGGAUAUGUGCGUCAUGUGGAUAACCCCAACGGUGACGGCCGCUGUGUCACAUGCAUAUAUUACCUGAAUAAAGAUUGGACGGCCAAGGAACACGGCGGCCUUCUUCGGAUCUUCCCAGAAGGAAAGGCCCAGUUCGCCGACAUCGAGCCCAAAUUCGACCGCCUCCUGCUCUUCUGGUCAGACAGACGAAACCCCCACGAGGUUCAGCCAGCCUUCGCCACCAGGUAUGCCAUCACGGUUUGGUAUUUUGACGCAGACGAGCGAGCCAGAGCUAAAGAGAAAUACUUAACGGGUGCUGGAGAAAAAGGAGUAAAGGUUGAACUCGGUAAACCCUCAGACCCGAGCUAGUGGGACGCCGGCAGCUCGACUUCCAGCCAAUCAGUGCUCUGUGUUCAGAAAGUGACCUCUGGAGACGAGAGCGUGUCACACGGCAGGACAGCAGACUGUUGCUGGAGUUUGAUGACACAGACGUUGAUUUCUGAUCGCUCUCGGCGGGCGGGGUGACCCCGCGGACCUCGAAUGUCACGACUUUGAAAGGGAUUGUGUGGAUUAUUUUUCUUGUCUCUGACGGAGAACGUUUGUUUGAGGAGAAACGCUCAGACUUUAGUUUCAGUGAAUUCCUUAAAGGUACAGUGUCCUGCUUAAUGUGCUCUUCACAUGGAGUCAGCUGUUCUGUGUGGCAGCGUGUGCUCGCAAUAAAACGAGGAAUGAUCGGAAUAAAAAGAAUCUUUUUUCUGACACAAA